GCCGCUGCUGGAGCCGGAGCGUGUCCUGCUGUGGGGACUCCGGCGCGCCUGCACAGUUAUCCUGUCCUGUGUCGCCGAGGGGUCGGCCUGAGGCUGGCGGAGUGGAGAAGGUUGGAGCUUGGUGUUUGUAGUCUCCGGAUGGCCGGUUCUGGGGACCCCCGCCCUUGGUGCAGACCCGUGGCCAACGGUCUGGGUUCCUGGAGGGCUUUGGAGCGUCUCCGGAUUCUGCUUCCUCCUGCGGGUUAUCUUCCGACGUCGCUUCGCCCUUUGAACUUAUAUCGACUUUUAUAAAAGAAUGGAAUCAAGUGAUGGCUUUUUCUUUAGAAUUUGAAUAUGGAGGCUUCAGGAACAGAUGAAGUUGACAAGCUAAAAACUAAAUUUAUAUCUGCUUGGAACAACAUGAAAUAUAGUUGGGUGUUGAAAACAAAGACAUAUUUUAGUAGAAAUUCACCUGUUUUAUUGCUUGGGAAGUGUUAUCAUUUUAAAUAUGAAGAUGAAAACAAGGUGCCGCCUGCAGGAUCAGGGUGCGCCAUUGAAGACCAUGUAAUCGCAGGGAACGUGGAAGAGUUCCGCAAGGACUUCAUCUCUAGAAUAUGGCUGACCUACAGGGAGGAGUUCCCUCAAAUAGAAGCUUCCGCCUUGACGACGGACUGCGGCUGGGGCUGCACUCUGAGGACUGGCCAGAUGCUGCUGGCCCAGGGCCUCAUACUGCAUUUCCUUGGUAGAGCUUGGACCUGGCCUGAUGCACUGCACAUCGAGAAUUCGGACUCUGACUCAUGGCCUUCCAACACUGUCAAAAAGUUUACUGCGUCAUUUGAAGCCUCGCUUUCAGGGGAAAGAACGCUCAGAACCCCAGCAGCAUGUCUGAAGGAGACGGUGGGGAAGCACUGUGACGACCAUUCAGUGCGGAAUGAGACUUACCACAGGAGAAUCAUCUCCUGGUUUGGAGACUCCCCCGGGGCUGUCUUCGGCUUGCAUCGACUGAUCGAGUUCGGGAAGAAGUCUGGGAAAAAGGCUGGCGAUUGGUACGGACCAGCCGUGGUCGCUCACAUUUUAAGAAAAGCAGUUGAAGAAGCGCGGCACCCUGAUUUGCAAGGAAUAACUAUUUAUGUUGCACAGGACUGCACAGUUUACAAUUCUGAUGUCAUUGACAAACAGACUGAAUCUGUGACCUCUGGAGAUGGGCGUGACAAGGCUGUUAUUAUUUUAGUUCCUGUUAGACUUGGUGGAGAGAGAACCAAUACGGACUACCUGGAGUUUGUGAAGGGUGUUUUAAGCCUCGAAUACUGUGUAGGUAUUAUUGGCGGCAAACCGAAGCAGUCCUAUUACUUUGCUGGAUUUCAAGAUGACAGUUUGAUUUACAUGGACCCUCAUUACUGCCAGUCUUUUGUAGAUGUCAGCAUAAAGGACUUCCCCCUUGAGACGUUCCACUGCCCUUCUCCUAAAAAGAUGUCAUUUCGAAAAAUGGAUCCUAGUUGUACGAUAGGAUUUUACUGUCGAAACGUCCAGGACUUUGAACGAGCAUCUGAAGAAAUCACUAAGAUGUUGAAAAUUUCCUCCAAGGAGAAAUAUCCAUUAUUCACUUUUGUAAACGGCCACUCCAGAGACUUUGAUUUUACGUCUACGGCACCCAGUGAAGAAGACCUUUUCUCGGAAGAUGAAAAGAAAAAAUUCAAAAGGUUUAGCACGGAAGAGUUUGUCCUGCUUUGAGGAUGAAAACGUGCAUGCCUAUGGGAAGAGCUUGAGCACGGCAGAGCCAAGGAGAGGCACAGGCGAGCUGGAGGUCGCUUGUGAUCAGGUCCUAACUGCGCAUGCCCCCUAACAGCACACGUUUGAAAACACCCAAACGGUAAAGGUAUUUUUCUGAAAUGUGUGGGUGGCUCUUGCUUUCCAGUGAUACAUAACAAGUGAUUCUGGCUGUAUUCCUGUUUCCCAAAGAUGAGCUAAUGAAACACUAUCUUAUCGGCGAGCCUUUCGGGCCCCAGCGUUUUCUACCUGAGCCCACGGGUCCCCUGAAGGUUUUGGGAUAUAAGGUCCCCCAAAGAUUCGGAUCUCACCAAAUUACUUUUAAACGCCUCACUUUGUAUUAAUGACAGGAGACCAGAGACUGGAUCUUCAGAACCACCCAGCCUCCUGCUGUUAAUGUAACCUGAGGACGCUUUGGGUUUACGUAUCUGGAUAAUAAACCGGACAUGUAAAAUUAUGUGAGCGGGAGUUUAAGGCAAUACUUACCAAAAUGAUCUCAUAGCAGCUACUGUUUAUGCUGCAUAACCUUCUGUGAGGAAUGAAUAUGAAGUAUUGGUUUUCCCUUCCUUCCUUCUUUCCUUCCUUCCUUCCUUCCUUCCUUCCUUCCUUCCUUCCUUCCUUCCUUCCUUCCUUUUCCUUCUUAUUUCCUUCCUUCCUUCUUUUUUCUUUCAGGACUGGGUGGGUAUUGAACCCAGGGUUUUGUACAUGAUAGACAGGUCGGCGUUCUACCUCUGAGCUGUCCUAAAGUGUCGAUUUUUCCCCAUGUAUUUGAAAGUUAAGUUGUCAGUAGUAUCUAUAUUUACUUUAAUUAGGUAAAGAAAAUUACAGAAUUGUUGUGGUAUUUUUUUUUCACAUCUCAAAGGUGAAAUUUUAUGGAAAUCUAAUGUUUUCCUCAAAUUUUCAGUCUGAAGAUAAAAGCCAAGAAAAAUAUGGAUGCUUUCUGAUUUUACUGUUUGUAUAAAGUGAUGUCAUGGUAUUUUGGAGCUAAGACUUUUUACAGGUUAAAUCUGCCUUAAGUAUGUUGUGAGUUUACUUAAAGACCAACUUGUGAUAUAAAAAUAUAAAAGUCAUUACCAAACCAGGACUAUGAAACAAAUACUUUAAUUAAAAACAUGAGAAC
Molecule: messenger RNA, 2866 nt
Organism: Psammomys obesus (fat sand rat)
Lineage: Eukaryota; Metazoa; Chordata; Mammalia; Rodentia; Muridae
Gene: Atg4c
Product: autophagy related 4C cysteine peptidase
Exons: 11
Coding region: 334-1710 (458 amino acids)
Molecular function (GO): protein-phosphatidylethanolamide deconjugating activity
Source: RefSeq, a predicted model, not a curated record